This is a messenger RNA of Drosophila navojoa, 4911 nucleotides long. RefSeq names its product DE-cadherin (gene shg). Gene Ontology annotation, biological process: homophilic cell-cell adhesion; calcium-dependent cell-cell adhesion; multicellular organism development. NCBI's taxonomy places the organism in Eukaryota, Metazoa, Arthropoda, Insecta, Diptera, Drosophilidae. Gene Ontology annotation, molecular function: beta-catenin binding; cadherin binding; calcium ion binding. Gene Ontology annotation, cellular component: catenin complex; plasma membrane; adherens junction. The record is from RefSeq and is a predicted model, not a curated record.
GAAAUCGUGGAAAUACAAAAAAAAAAAAAAAAUACCGGGUGAUUCAUUUAGUGAUUUUUGUUGUUUUGUUGCUACGAUGAUAUCGACAACUUGAUUAGAUUGAAAUCCCCGCUCACGUGCGUCGCCCCCCCACGCCUUCCGCCUUCCGUGUGCACAGAAUAAAAUGCAAUAAAAUGUCUUUACACUCACAAUACGAGAGCAGCAGCAGCAGCAGCAGCAAUACAAAUCCCGCUCAACAGCAGCCACAUCAGCAACACAAGCGAAAAUGUCGCUCUACAGCAACAACAACAACAAGUUGCUACACCUGCCUUCGGUCACAGAGACCGGCGAUGAUAGCACUGGCUGUUGUUGUUGCCGCCUUCGUUUGCUUACCCGCCCAGUUUGUCGGAGCACUGCAAGCCGUCUCCUCCAGCUCCAGCUCUAGCAGAUACGACAACUACUUGGGCGACAAUCGAAAGCCCGCGUUCAAGAACUGCGCCGGCUAUGCGCCAUCCGUCAAGGAGGAGCAGCCGGAGAAUACGUACGUGUUCACCGUGCAGGCAACAGACCCGGAUCCCAAUCAGGAGAUAACCUACAGCCUGGUACAGUCAGCCUUCGAUCGAGCCAAGUUCGUCAUCCAUCCGACCUCCGGCGUCAUUGUGACGGCGCACAUCUUCGACCGCGACGAGCCCAUUCACGAGAAAUUCGUCUUCGUCACGGUGCAGGCCACGGAUAACGGCCUGCCGCCGCUGGACGAUGUGUGCACCUUCAAUGUGACCAUCGAGGAUAUCAACGACAAUCCGCCUGUCUUCAACAAGGCACGCUACGACGAGUCCAUGUCCGAGAACACCAUGAUCGACGCAGUGGUCAUGUCGAUCAGUGCCAGCGACUUUGAUGAUCGCAACAACAGCAUCGUGGAGUAUGAGAUAUUGCGGGAGCGAGACUUUCAAUACUUUCGCAUCGACAGGGAGUCGGGCAUCAUCUAUCUGAGUCGGCCGAUCGACAGGCGGCCCGGUCAGACCUAUACGAUAAAUGUGCGCGCCUUUAACAUCGUGCCAGAUCCGCUGCAGGAGGCGCACAUCGAGGUGCGCAUUCGUGUGGUGGAGUCGUCGAUAAAGCCACCCUCGUUCGUCGAUCCCAUUGACGAGCCCAUCUACCUGAAGGAGAAUCUGAAGAACUUUUCGCAGCCAAUCGCAACGCUGCGCGCCGUGUCCAACAUGCCCGACAAGCCGGAGGUGAUUUUCGAGCUGAUCACGGGUCGCACCGAGCAGACGAACGGCAAGAAUACGUUCGUCUUCAACCAGAUUGGCAACGAGGUGACCAUCAAGCUGGGCAAGAGCCUCGACUACGAGGCCAUCACCGAGUACACGCUGACGAUGAGCGUGCGCAACACGUUCGAGCUGGCCGCUGAGCAUCAGAUCAAGAUCAAAGUGGAGGACGUCAACGACAACAUUCCAUUCUUUACGGAAGUCAAGUCCGGCACGAUAUUGGAGAACGAGCCGCCGGGCACGCCAGUGAUGCAGGUGCGCGCCUUCGACAUGGAUGGAACGCCGGCCAACAAUAUCAUCACCUUUGAGCUAGUCGACAAUCGUGAGAUCUUCGCCAUCGAUCCGAACUCGGGCAACAUCACGGCGCUGACCACGUUCGAUCGGGAGGAGCGAGACUUCUACAACGUGAAGGUCAGCGCCACAGAUAACUCACCAUCGAGCCUGUUCGAUAAUGGGGACCACAAUCAUGGCUACCAGGUGUUCCGCAUCUCCAUUGGCGACAAGAACGAUCACAAGCCGCAUUUCCAGAAGAUGACGUACCUGGCCGACAAACUGCUCGAGGAUGCCAACACCAACUACGAGGUGAUCGAGGUGAAGGCCGAGGACGAGGACAAUGCCUCACAGAUUGUGUACAGCAUCGAGAGCGGCAACGUGGGCGACGCCUUCAAGAUUGGCCUGAAGACUGGCAAGAUAACGGUUAAUCAGCGCCUGGACUACGAAACGGUCACCGAAUACGAGCUGAAGGUGCGAGCCUUCGAUGGCGUCUACGAUGACUUCACAACGGUGGUGGUCAAAAUAGAGGAUGUCAACGACAAUCCGCCGGUCUUCAAGGAGGAGUACAGCAAGACCAUACUGGAGGGUCCAGUUUUGUCCAACGAUUGCAUUCUCAAUAUCGAGGCCUACGAUCCGGAUAUCAAGGAUCGCAACGCUGACCAGCACAUCACCUAUUCCAUUGUCAAGGAGGACCACAGAAAGCUGCUGACCAUCGACAAUAACGGCUGCCUGCGCCUCAUCCAGCCGCUCGAUCGCGAUCCGCCCAACGGACACAAGAGCUGGCAGGUGCUGAUCUCGGCCAGCGACGAGGAUGGCGUUGGCACAUCUCUGAAGUCGGUGAAGCCAGUGAUCAUCACCUUGGAGGACAUCAACGACAAUGCGCCCUUCCUGAUCAACCAGAUGCCAGUCAUUUGGCAGGAGAAUCGUAAUCCCGGCCAGGUUGUCCAGCUGCUGGCCAACGACUAUGACGAGCCGCAGAACGGGCCGCCCUUCACCUUUGGCAUCGACAGCGAAGCGUCCAUAGACAUCAAGUCCAAGUUCAGCAUCGACAACGACUACCUCUUCGCCAACGUGCAGUUCGAUCGGGAGCAGCAGAAGGAAUACUUUAUACCCAUUCGCAUCAGCGACGCGGGCGUGCCCAAGCAGAGUUCGGUGAGCAUUCUGCAUCUGAUCAUCGGUGACGUGAACGACAAUGCCAUGUCGGAGGGCUCGUCGCGCAUCUUCAUGUACAACUACAAGGGCGAGGCGCCCGACACGGACAUUGGCCGCGUCUUUGUGGAUGACGAGGACGACUGGGAUCUGGAGGACAAGUACUUUGAAUGGAAGAGCGGCAUACCGCAUGAACAGUUCCGUCUCAAUCCCAGCACCGGCAUGAUAACCAUGCUCCAGGGCACAGAGGCCGGUGAAUACUUGCUGGAGUUCGUGGUGACCGAGGACGCGCCACAGAUACAGAAGCAUUCCGUUGAUGCCGACGUCACGGUCAUAGUGCACGAGCUGCCGGAGGAGGCGGUGGACAAGAGUGGCAGCAUACGAUUCUAUAAUAUCACCAAAGAGGAAUUCAUCAGUGUGCCCCGGGACGUAAUGGCGGACGAUGUCUUCUCGCUGAAGGAUCGGCUGCAGCACUCGCUGGCCAAGCUAUUCAACACCUCGGUCUCCAACGUGGAUGUCUUCACGGUGCUGCAGAAUGAGAACCGCACACUGGACGUACGCUAUUCCGCCCACGGCUCGCCCUACUAUGCGCCGGAGAAACUCAACGGCAUGGUGGGCCAGAGCCAACAGCGCCUGGAAGAUGAGCUGGGCCUGAAGAUGCUGAUGGUCAACAUCGACGAGUGCCUGAUCGAGAAGCUCAAGUGCGAGAGCUCCUGCACAAACGAGCUGCACAAGAGCUCCGUGCCCUACAUGAUCUACUCCAACACGACAUCCUUUGUGGGCGUCAAUGCGUUCGUCCAGGCGCAGUGCGUCUGCGAAGCGAUGCCCGCCUCCCAGCCGUGCCUCAAUGGAGGCACGCGCAGAUACGGCGAGAACGACGCCUGCGACUGCAUCGACGGCUUCACGGGCCCCCACUGCGAACUGGUCUCGGUGGGCUUCUACGGCAACGGCUAUGCCUUCUACGAGCCCGUAUCCGCUUGCGACAAUACGCGCAUCAGCCUGGAGAUUGCGCCACAGCACGAGCAAGGACUUAUCAUGUACCUGGGUCCGCUCAGCUACAAUCCGCUGCUGCCGAUCUCGGACUUUCUAUCGCUCGAGCUGGACAAGGGCUACCCGGUGCUCAGCGUGGACUACGGCUCGGGCAUGGUGCGCAUCAAGCAUCAGCACAUUCAGCUGCAGGCGGGCCGCUCCUACCAGCUGGACAUCAUACUGCAGAGGGCCAGCAUUGAGAUGACCGUCGACAACUGCCGUCUGUCCACCUGCAUGAGCCUGGGCGCUCCGCAGGGCCCCAACGAGUUCCUCAACGUCAACUCGCCCCUGCAGCUGGGCGGCACUCCCGUGGACCUGGUGCACCUGGGCCGGCAGCUCAACUGGACGCAUGUGCCCAAUCAGCAGGGCUUCUUCGGCUGCGUCCGCAAUCUGACGAUCAACGAGCGCACCUACAACCUGGGCAUGCCGUCUCUGUCCCGGAACAUCGACAGCGGCUGCCAGCGGGCGGUGGCUGUGGCGGUGAGCUUUGGCAUCGAUCGCAACUUCAUCAUAGCGAUCAUCACGUGCAUUGCGCUGCUGCUGAUCAUCCUGCUGGCCGUGGUGGUGCAGAAGAAGCAGAAGAACGGCUGGCACGAGAAGGACAUUGACGACAUUCGUGAGACGAUCAUCAACUAUGAGGACGAGGGCGGCGGCGAGCGAGACACCGACUACGAUCUAAACGUACUACGGACGCAGCCCUUCUACGAGGAGAAGCUCUACAAGGAUCCGCAUGCGCUGCAGUCGGGCAUGCGGGAUCCCAAUGACAUACCCGACAUCGGUGACUUCCUCGGCGGCAAGAAGGAGAACUGUGACCGCGACACGGGCGCCAACACCGUCGACGAUGUGCGGCACUAUGCCUACGAGGGCGACGGCAACUCGGACGGCAGCCUGUCCAGCCUGGCGUCGUGCACCGACGACGGCGAUCUCAAUUUCGAUUAUUUGUCCAACUUUGGGCCACGCUUCCGCAAGCUAGCCGAUAUGUACGGCGAGGAGCCCUCCGACACCGACUCAAAUGUGGACGACGAGCAGGGCUGGCGCAUCUGAGAGGCGUGCAAUUGGUAGCCGAACCGGAGUAGAACGAAUGGAAGAACGGUACGAAGAGAAUAGCGAGUACGAAAUUAAAAGACUUUUACGAUAAGUGUGCGUAGGGCGCCGGGACGACGGCAUAGCCGGACGGACCCCACUCGGCCUAUCGACGUGCCGUGCGCUUGAA